Molecule: messenger RNA, 2834 nt
Organism: Gryllus bimaculatus (two-spotted cricket)
Lineage: Eukaryota; Metazoa; Arthropoda; Insecta; Orthoptera; Gryllidae
Source: the annotation of a GenBank genome assembly
UAGCAACAAUCGGUAACUGUAUGAACUCCACAGUAUCACGGAGAAUCAUGUACAGACAAGGCAACGAAGCGGACCGCGUUUCCCAGAUGUUCGUUGUCUAAUCAGUGCUGCCAACAACUUAGGGUGUAGGACCAACACAAGUGACCAAAAUCCACUUCAGUUCAGAGUUUCUCAGGGCUUCCAGUGGCGGCCACCAUGACGGGAUGUGGGGAUGGGUGUUAUGUGGAUGAUUUUGACUUUUAAGAUAACAUACAACGAAGAAAAGAAUGUUUUGGAUCCUCAACUUGUGUGAACCACAAUUUCUUACCACUUAUUAAAUACUUUGCUUUUAGUUGAAUUGUUUACUCACAGUCAAGAUGGCCUCUUAAAGCUUAUAUGCGGGUUGUAUGCGGCGAAAAAAUAGUGUCACAGCUAUUCUUAUAUUUUACAUAAUGGCAACAAAAGGACGAAUUGAAAGCGCGGGCGAUUCCCAAGAUUUUGACAAGUGUAAUGACGAAGUGGAUCCACGCGUUCAGAUCGAAUUGGAAAGACUCAACACUGCAACAGAUGACAUCAAUAAAUUGGAAGUGGAUCUGGAUGAAGCAAGAGCUGCUUUUCGACAGCUGCUGUGUGAAUCGACUGUUCGUAUUGAUGCAUUGGCAAGGAAGCUUGGAGCAUGUGUUGAGAGAGCACGGCCGUAUUAUGAAGCAAGAAUGAAAGCCAAAGAGGCAUUGCAAGAAACACAGCAGGCUGCAGUUCGUUUUGAACGUGCUAAUUCUGCACAUUCAGCUGCAAAAGAGAUGGUGUACUUGGCGGAGGAGGGAUUGGCUGCUGAGGGGCGAACUUUCGAUCAUGCCUGGCAGGAGAUGCUUAAUCAUGCUACCAUGCGCGUGAAUGAAUCUGAGCGUGAACGGACUUUGAGUGAAGCUGAACACCGCCGCACUUCUCAACAAUACCAUCGAGCUGAAUUACGAGUUCAACAGCUACAAAAAGAAUUGAAGAGGGCCAUUGCUAAAUCAAGGUGUGCCAACUGGACAGCUUGUGGUGCAUGUUUGUAUGAGGUUCUACAGUUGUCAGCACUGCUGGUGUGAAGGUAGCUGCACUUCCCUGGAAAAGUGCUGAUUAGCACUGAGUGUGAUUAUUCCAAUGUCGAGAAGUUACGUAAAUGCUUUCUCACUGAAUUUUAUUCAGUUUAUGCCUUGUUGAGGAUUGUGAAUUAUUGAGAAUGUCUGUUUGUGUGCGGGAGCGUGUAUGUGUGUCUGUUGAGUUUUAAUCUUCUGUUUCCAGCCUUUUCACAUUUAUAUAGAAAUCAAUAACAAACUGUGGUUGCAUUGCCUGUUUCCAACAAUAAUGUCAGGGAACUCAGGAGUUAAAGGAUAUGUAUCACAGAUUUUGUGAGAUUUUUGAAAUUAAGUCAUAAUUUUAUGUUCCCUACUUCACAAAUAUAAAGAAAUAUGAAAGUGAAUAUGUGUUUUUGUACCAAUAUUUUUUUGAGUUCAAGAACAUGUACUACUGAAUAGGAAUACUAUUCAUGUUUUGAACUAGAUCCACAAUGUUGCAUUAAUGUUGUUGUGACUCAUAUUUAAUACCAAUUUUGACCUGAUAUUGAAAAUUGUCGAAUCUUCUACAUUCUUGCAUGUAUAUUUUUCAUCCUUUUUUCUUUUUGAACUCUUAAAAGGAUAGUAUUCUUCACCUCUGAUUAUCUUGUGUGCUUAUUUUGAAUUAGCUGUCUGCACCACACGAUCUCUGAUUAUUAAAAUGCUUAUUAAUGCUAUUCUCAACAAGCUAAAUAUUCUAUUCUUGCUGUUGAUCCAGGAAUGAACCAAAUUUCAUGAACAUGAUAUUUAUUUCAAUUAAAAGUUCAUGGUAAUGCUCUGAAAAUAUUAUUUCCCAGAAGUUAAAUUUUCUGCUGUAGAUAAUGCAUGUAAAUGCAAAUCUGACUAAAUUUAUUCUAUUUUACUUUUUUUAAAAUUUUUUGUGAGGAAGUAUUUAUUUGAAAUAAUAAUUCCUAAAAAUGUAAUUUUGUAUUUUAAAAUAUUUAAUGUGAAGAAACAGUAAAGGAGAGGAAGAGACAUAACUUGUUUGAUCAAUCAUUGAUGUACAAUGCUGGUGCACAAUGUUUGUAUCACAGUUUCUUACUUUCUACUUAAUUUUCAUUAUUUUAGAAAUCUAGUGGUUUUAUAGGUAUGUGCAAAAUAUUUUAAAAAUCAAAUCAAUAAUUUUUUGAAAAGAAAACUGUUUGUUUGUUAAUUGUAUUUCCCUUUGGAUUUAAUGUAGUUGUUUGAGAAAAAAGAUAAACUUUUUUCUCCAUUUUCUACGUGUCUUGUAUUAAAAAGGAGACGAAGAAAUGAUAGCUGGUCAGUAAUUUAGUAAUGAAUAAAAACAUAUUACAUAAUUCUAGUUAUUCCAUGAAAUGUAAACUAGUGUGAGGAAAUUCUUGUAUUAAUUUUCAUAUUUUUAUAUCAGCAAAAAAUUACCUUAGUUAUGCGAAAAUGUUUGAAUAGUUGUGUCAUUCACGUCAUGUACAUAUUAUGUAGUUAUGAAGGAACAUUUAAACUUAAUUGUUGAGGUUGACUUUCUGUUCUAUUAUUUUGCUGUAUUGUACACUAUUUUGGUGCUAAGUCAUUUAGCUCUCUUUCAUAUCUGAAAGAAUUAAACUAAGUCAUUAGCUUUUAAGUUUUAGAUAUUGUUAGUUAUUUUUUAUGUCCUUUUGUUACCCAUUAUCCAUUUCAUUGUAUUGUCAGAAUGCAAGGAGUUGUGAAUGUUAUAAGUAUUGAUAACUUCAUUGAAACUAGUCCAUCAGAUUGUUAAAGAGAGUUAUUUUUGUAUAAUUUGUAUUAAAUAUUAUAUUUCUU